Molecule: messenger RNA, 2586 nt
Organism: Xenopus tropicalis (tropical clawed frog)
Lineage: Eukaryota; Metazoa; Chordata; Amphibia; Anura; Pipidae
Gene: wls
Product: wntless Wnt ligand secretion mediator
Exons: 12
Coding region: 41-1666 (541 amino acids)
Biological process (GO): Wnt signaling pathway
Cellular component (GO): Golgi membrane
Molecular function (GO): Wnt-protein binding
Source: RefSeq, marked provisional
ACCUUUCUGCCUCCUGCAUUUGGAAUUGUACACAUACAUCAUGGCUGGGGCCAUUAUUGAGAACAUGAGCACCAAGAAGCUGUGCAUGGUAGGAGUCGCGCUGCUACUCUUACAAGUGCUGGCAUUCCUCGUCGGGGGGCUGAUUGCUCCAAAACCAACCUCAUAUGUAAAUCCUGUUGCAAUGAAAUGUGUUGAUAUACGGAAAAACCAUCACAGUUCCAAAUGGUUCUUGCCCUGGGGAAAAGGACAGUGCAAAAGUAUUCAAACUUUUGAUGAGGCUACAAAUGGUCAUAUUGAAGCCAAUGAUAUUGUUUUUGCUGCCCAUAUACCCAACAGUCAGUUUGAAAUGAGCCCCUGGUUCCAAUUUAUGCUAGUGGUUCUACAGUUGGAUAUUGCCUUCAAGCUAAACAAUUACAUAGAGGAUAAUUCUAUGGUAAAUCUGAAUGUUUCUGUGGCAUACCGUGAUGACCUAAAGGAAGAGUGGAAAGAAUUGGCCAGUUCGAUGGAGCAAAGAAAAUUAAACUGCAUACUUCCUGUCGAAAAGACGGUGGCAAAUGAAGGCCGCCAGUAUGACUGUGAUGUAAUUCCCCUCAUGGAACUUGGAAGCGUGUCACACAAAUACUACCUAUUUAAUAUUCGACUCCCUGUAAGUGAAAAGAAGAAAUCGAAUAUAGCAAUUGGAGAAAUUAGAGAUUUGCAUGUUGUGUGUAUCUUCCAGAAUGGAGGCUUCACAAUGGUGUGGUUUGCUAUGAAAACAUUCCUCACGCCAAGUAUAAUAAUUAUUAUGAUUUGGUAUUGGAGAAGAAUAACUAUGAUGACUCGAUCACCUGUUCUCCUGGAGAAAGUUAUUUUUGCUUUAGGCUUUUCAAUGACUUUCAUUAACAUUCCUGUCGAGUGGUUCUCCAUUGGAUAUGACUGGACCUGGAUGCUGCUAUUUGGGGACAUCCGUCAAGGGAUUUUCUAUGCAAUGCUGCUGUCCUUCUGGAUUAUCUUCUGUGGCGAGCACAUGAUGGAUCAGACUGAAAGAAACCGAAUCUCUGUGUACUGGAAACAAGUUGGACCAAUUGCUUUUGGAUCAUGCUGUCUCUUCAUAUUUGAUAUGUGUGAAAGAGGUGUACAGUUGAAGAACCCAUUCUACAGCAUUUGGACAACAGAUGUAGGAGCAGAAAUCGCUAUGGCAUUUAUUAUUGUAGCAGGAAUUUGUGCGUGCCUUUAUUUCUUGUUUUUGUGCUUCAUGGUAUAUCAAGUCUUCAGAAACAUUAGUGGAAAACAGUCAAAUUUACCAGAAAUGUCCAAAGCCCGAAGACUGCACUAUGAGGGUUUGAUAUUCCGCUUUAAAUUCCUGAUGAUUAUCACCUUGGCAUGUGCUGCAUUAACUGUAGUCUUUUUCAUUACUACUCAGAUUACUGAAGGCAACUGGAAAUUGGGCGACUUGAGCAUUGAGCUUAAUAGUGCCUUCUUUACUGGGAUUUACGGCAUGUGGAAUCUUUAUGUCUUUGCUCUCAUGUUCCUUUAUGCUCCUUCACACAAGCACUAUGAAGAUGGCCAUUCUAAUGAUGGUGCUGGAAUGAGCAGUGGGGAGGAAAUUCAGCUAACAACCACAAUCACCCAUAUCGAUGGACCCACAGAGGUGUACCGGCUGGCUGGCAAGGAAGCCCAGGAGUAAUACCCAGUCUUAGGGUGGGACUAAUAUGUAGACAUUCUAGUUUAUAUAUCCCACUAUUACAUGUUACAAAAUAGCCUUCUAUACAAAUACCAUAUUUAUAGCUGAAUUUCUCUUUUGUUAGAGGAGUGGCAUGGCAUCUAUUUGUACUGUAGCUUUGUUUUUUAUACAUAUAUAAAUAUAUAAAUUUGGUGGAAGAGUGCUUUUUCACGCUUAGAAUAUAUAAAUAUAUAAAGUUGGUGGAAGAGUGCUUUUUCACGCUUAGAAUCUACAACUUUUUCACCACAGCUCAGACGAAACUGUGGGUCACAUUUUAUCAAAACAAACUCGCCAAUAUUAAGGAGCGGAUUUAUCACAAUGUAAGAUUAGAGCUCACCACAAAAAAUUUUACCCACUUUCUAGAAGCGUAUUUAUCAAUAAGGCGAGACUUAAAUGUUUACUAUUUGAUAAAUGUGCUUCUAAAAAUCCCAUAGGAAUGAAUAGAAAGUGGGUGAGUUUUUGUUUGGUGAACUGUAAUAUCACACUUAAAUAAAUCUUCCCUAAGAGUUAAUUUUAUUAGGGGUACAAGACAAAUCUUAACCACCACAAAUAAGCAAAUGCUUUGUAACUAUAUUUUUUCUUUUUAUUUUCCUUUUUGAGGUAAACCAGUAAAAAAAAAUGCAAGUUCUGAUCAUCAAUUUUCAUUGAAAAACAAAUGAAUCACUUUUUUUUUUUUUUAUAUAUAUAUGUUUGAAGUUAUAUUGGCCCCAUAUUGGUCAGUUGUUUUGUUAAUUAAUGAAGUUCAUUGUGUGUCUGUCCCCCCCUGUUGUAAGUAUUUCUAUAUGUAGAACUUAUUUCAUUGGGAACAUUAUAUACUAACAUGCAAACAUGCUGCCUUUUUCAGAUGCAAUAUGUAAUAAGCAAUAAAAUUGUCUUGUUUUUUG